CAUUUAUAAAUUAUGUAGAGAUCAUAAGAAAUUAUUUGGAGACCAAGGUCAUGGCUCAUUCUCUUAUUCCUGCCAAACCUCCUCACCUCACCCUCCCUUCCAGCUCUUGCCCAAAGGUUGCUCCUCAACAUCUGUUCGUAAAAUUCUCUGCAUCCCCUCGGAGGCGUAGUAUCUCCGUUGCCCGGGUGAUGCAAUCCUCCGGCGUUGAUGGCACGAAGUCAAGUAAAGAGGAUCCAAAAGAGACUAACUCUAAUGCCGCUCCGGUUCAACCAUCCGGUCGUGGUCUUCCUUUACCCAACAUCCCCAUAUGGGCUAGAUGGGUGUUAGGGUCCAUCGUUUGCCUUGCCUUACCAUUCUACAAGAGAAUAUUGAGGAUCGAAGAUGGGGUGGAGAAGGCUGCUGAAACUAUCUUAAAGACCGUCGAGAAGGUGGCAGAGAUUACAGAGGAGAUAGCUUCUGAUGUGGCUGAUGUACUUCCUGGCGAUGGAAGGUUGAAGGAGGAAGUUUUGAAGAUUGAGAACAUUGCAGACCAAAUAGACAAGGAUGCAGAGAAAGCUGAAGCCUUCCUUCACAAGGUUGAUCAAAUAGAAGAAGAGGUGGGUGCAUUGGUGGAGCCUAUCAUUGAGAAAGGAGAGCUCAUAGGGAAAGAAAACCAAGCAGAGAAGGAAGCCGAAGAGAGAGAAAUUCCAACAGACAAAGAGGCCAAUCCAAGCACAGCUCAGUCAAAAGACACGGGAGAAACAAGUGAUAAAUAAACAAAGGGAAAGAUGCUCCCUCUUAGAAUUAUAAUUGUUUGUUCUUUUCAAAAGUUUGUAUAAAUAUCUCUCCUGUGUCUCAGAACUGUAGCACGUUGCUAAUGAAAUAUUCGUGGCGUACGAUGA
This is a messenger RNA of Elaeis guineensis (African oil palm), 881 nucleotides long. RefSeq lists its product as uncharacterized. Lineage: Eukaryota; Viridiplantae; Streptophyta; Magnoliopsida; Arecales; Arecaceae. The record is from RefSeq and is a predicted model, not a curated record.